Messenger RNA from Lotus japonicus, 822 nucleotides. Its product is annotated as glucan endo-1,3-beta-glucosidase. NCBI's taxonomy places the organism in Eukaryota, Viridiplantae, Streptophyta, Magnoliopsida, Fabales, Fabaceae. The transcript has 4 exons. The record is from RefSeq and is a predicted model, not a curated record. Bases 129 to 467 code for a protein of 112 amino acids.
CUAUCUUUCCACUCCACACACACCCAUCCAAAUUCUCAAACCCUCUCUCUCUCUCUCUUCAUUAUUCAUUACAGUCAGUAGCAGUAGUUCUGAGUUCUGACAGUACUGCUAGUAUCAGCAUAACAACAAUGGCUAAAUUGGGUGCUCUUCUUUUCCUUGUGUUCUUGUCUCUCACUGCAGGGAAUCUGAUGAUGGUGAAUGGGCAGAAAACAUGGUGUGUUGCAAAACCUUCAUCAGACCAAGCUACCCUUUUGUCCAACAUCAACUAUGCUUGCGCUCACGUGGAUUGCCAGAUUAUGCAGAGAGGAUGCCCCUGUUCUAGCCCUGACAGUCUCAUCAACCGUGCCUCCAUAGCCAUGAAUAUCUAUUAUCAGUCCAAGGGAAGAAACCACUGGAACUGUGAUUUCAGAGCCUCUGGCCUUGUUGUUGUCACCGAUCCCAGUUAUGGUAACUGCAUUUAUGCUUAGAAGUGGAAAAGUGGAGAGCAUAAAUACACUAAAUAGUAUAUCUGCUUCUAUGUAAGGCAAAAUGUGGCGUUGCAUUUGUGUUACUGUAAUCUUUUGAUGUGUGUAAUGUAUCUGAUCAGGUUGCAAAUUUCAACCUGUGAAUAAAGGCAUAAAAAAGAAAAGGAAAAAUUUCUUUAAAUUAAAUUUAGCUAUAUUUCAACCCAUUUUUAUUUAUGAAUCACUGGGCCAAAGACCCUGCAGUUACGAAAGAUCAUUUCAAUUUGAACUUGCUUCUUCAAAGACCCAAAGUUGAACUUGCUUCUUCAUAUAUGUACCUAUUGAACAUGUUUAUUAAAGACACCUUAGUAUGCUCCAA